Protopolystoma xenopodis is the source of this 156-nucleotide messenger RNA. NCBI's taxonomy places the organism in Eukaryota, Metazoa, Platyhelminthes, Monogenea, Polystomatidea, Polystomatidae. The record is from the annotation of a GenBank genome assembly.
AUGGAACCGGAUCGCUUCGACGCGGAGUCAAAUGUGACCUAUCCGGUUGAUCAACUUCAACAACAACUACUGCAGGCAUUACAGAAAAAUCGUCAACUCGAAGAAAAGUUGAGUGGCUUGAUGCCAUCAAGUCGAAGCAAUCAAGCCGCCACUUGA